UGCUUCGAGCGCAACAGGCAACGUGUGCGUUCGCGCCUUUCCCGAGCGUACGCAUCAUCGGUCGUGAAGUCUCCGAACGCAAAACGACGAUGAUGACGACGACAACGACGAUGAUGAUACUGCUGCUGCUGAUGAUGUUGCCCGCCCGUAUCAUGUUCAUUGGACGAUGGAAGUGGUGAGGAAGAAAGGAGGGAAUGGAGACGAGGGUUACCCAUUGGGGUGGUUCUGCUUUUAAGCGUCCGUUCGGUGGCAACGUUACCUUAGUUGGCUCGCAGCGUUUCGAGCAGUAAGCAGCAAAUCACGGAAUCAGCAACAGUUGCACUGCAGUAUGGACAAAGUGGUGCCCAAAUGAGCGGUUGCAGUAGAUCGUCGACGGCCGGUGAUGUGGUGGUGGAUUAGUGGUGGACCAUUGCUGGAAGGACCGCCGGUUUUUCGGGGGCUGUCGUGGCGUAAAAAUUAGUGCAAAUAGGGUGAUUAAGUGGUGAUUAAUUUGUUGACGCAAGUUGCAAAAAUAACCGACCCCCUCGCGCGAUUUUGGGUGACGAAAGUGUGCGGAAUCCUUUGGCGGGCAGGGUUAAGUGGGAACACUCGUGGGUGGUAACUUGAUCGACGGACCAGACGCACCCGGAAGGGGUGUUUCAGCGGUCUGUUUGGUUAUCUGUCCCAGAAUCGGCCCGGAAGAAUCUAAAGACCUGGCUAAGACCAUAGACGAGUACGAGGCUUCACAUCAAUUUCCAAUUAAUGUGUACAGAAGAAGCAGCCCCAUAAUGUCCACCUUUGGAAGUAAUAAUUAGCGAAGACAACUUCCUCAUCUGCCGAGACGCAAGGCUUUUGUUUUCGUCCUUUUGCGGGCAUCCUAGCCAAAAAAAAACAAAGGAUCCGCUCAAAAGCUCAACCACAAAACCCGUACCUUCUUGGAAGCGAAGAUGAUAAGUUGGUGGUUUAAUCGAUCGGAGAUGGAAGCGGUAACGGGCUCGUUUGUGACCGUGUUUUAGCGUUUUUUGGGGAAGACUUACAAAUUGAUUUGUUAGAGCAGCGCCGAUCCGAUACACAGGUAGAGGCCCCCUAUUAUAAACCCAUUGAAAGCAUCGCCCCGCGAUAGCCAGGCUGUCCAUCCAACAUUUUGCAACGAGAAAAGAGAAAAGAACCAACCCGGCACGAUGGGAACCGAGCCGGGGACGACCAAUUCCUCCGGUUCGGGUGGUUCCGGUUCACGGGGAGCCAAAAAGCGUGACUCCUGGCAUACGGCACCCGGUACCAACGGUACGUCCGGCGAUGGUGGACGCGAUGAGCCGCCCGAUUCAUCCGACACGGCAGCAGUACUUGCCGGGGCCGGUCCAAAGGAGCCAGCUUCCAAUGGAAGUUCGGCCCCGACCAAGGCCACCACGGAGACGGCACAGAUUCUCCAGUCGGGCAAGGAGCGCAACCUUGUUGUGGCAUUAACCGGUGAACGGCGUCGCGAAACCUGGAGUCAGAAGGCGGAAUUCCUACUGGCCGUGAUUGGAUUUGCGGUGGAUUUGGGGAACGUGUGGCGCUUUCCGUACAUCUGCUACCAGAACGGGGGCGGUGCAUUUCUUAUCCCGUACUGCAUUAUGUUGCUGUUUGGUGGAUUGCCACUGUUCUACAUGGAGCUUGCCUUGGGACAGUUUCAUCGUUGCGGUUGCCUCUCCAUUUGGAAACGCAUCUGUCCGGCACUGAAAGGUGUCGGAUACGCUAUCUGUCUGAUCGAUAUCUACAUGGGCAUGUACUACAACACCAUCAUCGGGUGGGCCGUUUACUAUUUGUUCGCUUCGUUCAGCUACGAGCUGCCCUGGACCAAAUGUGGCAAUCCGUGGAACACGGAAAACUGCUCACCGGUCACUGGACGGGUUAAUGCAACGCUCACCUCCACCACGGCUUCCGUACCAACCGUGACGACUACGCUCAUGUCAUCGAUGACCACGAAUGUAGCGUCAGCCGGUGUGACACUGGUUGCAUCUGCACUCGGUAACUCAACGAUGGCCACCACACACCCGCACUACUACCAGUAUGAUCAACAUCUGCUGUCCAGCACACUGCCAACGAUGCUGUCCAAUCUGACCACCAGUACCAUGUCGACCGUUGCAAGCAUUGUCAGCGAAGGGCCCGCACUGUCCAGUCCGGCGAGGGAAUUUUUUGAACGACAGGUGCUGGAGCAGUACAAAUCGAACGGACUGGACUUUAUGGGACCGGUGAAACCUUCGCUCGCGCUGUGUGUAUUCGGUGUGUUCGUGCUGGUAUACUUCUCGCUCUGGAAAGGAGUUCGUAGUGCCGGUAAGGUGGUAUGGGUGACGGCCCUUGCCCCGUACGUCGUACUGCUGAUUCUACUAGCCCGUGGUGUCACACUACCUGGUGCUGCCGAAGGUAUUCGCUACUAUCUAACGCCCCAGUGGGAUAAGCUCAAUAAUUCGCGCGUAUGGAUCGAUGCUGCCUCACAAAUCUUCUUCUCCCUUGGGCCCGGUUUCGGAACACUGUUGGCCCUGUCCAGCUACAACAAGUUCAACAACAACUGCUAUCGAGACGCACUGCUGACGAGCAGCAUCAACUGUCUUACCAGCUUUCUGGCUGGGUUUGUCAUAUUUUCCGUACUCGGCUAUAUGGCACAGGUGCAGAACAAAUCGAUCGAGGAAGUUGGUCUCGAGGGACCGGGAUUGGUGUUUAUCGUCUAUCCGGAAGCGAUCGCCAUGAUGAAAGGAUCGGUAUUUUGGUCGAUCAUCUUCUUCCUGAUGCUGAUCACACUCGGCCUAGACUCAACGUUCGGUGGACUGGAGGCGAUGAUAACAGCACUGUGCGAUGAGUAUCCGCGUACGAUCGGUCGCCGCCGGGAGCUGUUUGUGUUGAUCUUGCUUGGAUUGAUCUACAUCUGUGCGCUUCCCACUAUGACAUAUGGUGGCGUGUACUUGGUAAACUUCCUGAACGUGUACGGCCCCGGUCUGGCGAUACUGUUCGUAGUGUUUGUGGAAGCGGCCGGUGUCUUUUGGUUCUACGGAGUGGAGAACUUUUCGGCCGACAUCGAACAAAUGUUGGGCAAGAAACCGUCACUGUUUUGGCGCAUCUGCUGGAAGUACAUCAGUCCGACAUUUUUGUUCUGCAUACUGAUAUUUUCACUGCUCGGGUAUGAGGAAAUGCUUGGCGAGGAGUAUGAAUAUCCUGAGUGGAGUGUAGCCGCCGGUUGGGCAUUGACACUAUCAUCGGUGCUGUGCAUUCCAACGUAUGUGAUUUAUAAAUUUUUGAAAAGUCCCGGCAACUGUGAAGAUCGCUUGAGACGCACGUUUAAACCGGAACCAUUGAUACCGACGGCUAUCCCUGGGCAGCUGUAUACGGGCACCGCCGUCUGACAUGAUUGCGCGGAAGAAAACUGUAUGCGGCGCGGUAUCUUUGUGCGCCUCGAUUCACCAACGAACUCCUGCUGUUCCCCAAACGUCACCAUUACCGUCGCUAAUCAUGAUCGUCGUUGUCGUAGUAGUAGAAGUAGUAGCGCUCACCGUUGUAAUCGCGAACGUAGUCGAGGCUGUAGAAGAAGCAUCAGCAACUGUAGUAGUAACAGCAGUUGCACUAGCAGCAACAGCAGCAGCAAUCAAGCUGAUAGCAAUAGAUGUACUCUUGGUAGGAAAGGACGAUGCGCCUGUGUCCCCGAUGCCAUUGGUCAAUAUGAUAGUUUUCGUGUACGUGGAGAUGAAUCCGGUUCCAUCUGUGGUGCGAUCCCGGUUGCAUCGGCCGCCGUGCUGUUGCUGGAGGAUACACGCACAACCCCUACCGGAUGCUAUCCGUUCGGGUUGAAACUAUCCCAGGCCAUACCGUGCUAUACCGCUACGAACACGUUUCGGGGAAAGUUGACAUUUCCGUUGGCCACCGAAUGGUUAGUGUAGAUCUAGUUCGGUGCAGUGAGCAAUCACAUCAAAUCAUGAAGUCCAGCCAAGAAGAUAACAGCCAUCCGUAGUUACAGCCAUCUUCGGAUGUAUAGUGCUGCAUACUUACUUGCGCUAACAAACAUAGUUUGACUCCGGUAAAAGAUCUACUCUCAUCCAUUCGGCAGGAAGAUAGGGAGAUGGAAAAAAAUUUGCUUAUGUGUGGUAAACAAAACUAUUGAGCUUGUUCUAAGAUUUAUUUUUACUCACAAUUUCAUCGACGUUACGUUGUUCCUUUCCAUAACUUGUUGUAAAACCAAAACAAACUGAGUGGAGCGUUAAUGUGAAAGCAUAGCAUAGCGACAAGAUGAUCGUUAAGUAAUGCAGUGAAUUGUUUGAAAUAGUAGAAUCCUAAUGGCAGGUAGUACACCUCUUAAAUACUUAAACCUUACAAAAAAGAAUCAUGUACGGGCUACCGGACAUAAUGCAAGUUGUUAGAUGCUUUUAUAAAGUUUUACAUAUUUCUAGCGAUCGAUGCAUUUAAUAGACUAAUUGGAAGAAAGUAUUUAAAUGGAUAUUUAUAUCUCCAUAUACUAGAAUUUAUAUACAGUGUUAGCUAUUAUACCAUGUGCAGAGUAACAACAAUACAAAACUGCUGAAUGUUGCAUAGUAGAACUAUUUUUAUGGAAUCUAAUCGUAGACUAAUAGGUAUGUUAGGUAUGUAUUAUCUGAUGGAUGUCGAAACCAUCACGAGCAACGACCACAAAUCCUGUACCAACCUGUACAACGCAUCCUCAAGCAAACGGAUCUUGAGGUAUUACUAUCAUCGAUGACGAUCAUCGAAUAUGUUCGACCAUACACCACCAUACGUUGAAAAAUUGUUUUUCACACACCUAUGUUUUGCCUUUAUUUUACGCCUGUGAAUGUAGUGUUUUCUAUUCGCUAAAUCCAAGUUGGAGCAUAUUUAUGGCCAAACCAAAAAAAACACUGUUACUGGUAGGACAAUAGAAAUCGGGCAGCAACACAGCCAUUUGCUGCUCGGUUUAUGUGAAGAUGCGGCUCUGCGGGAGGUGGAUUCUAUUUCUCGAAUGGCGUGUACAGUGUUACUGGCGAGUAGGAUAUUUUGUUCAAGGGUUUGUUAGCGAUUUGUUGACCAGUGUAAAAUAAUAGAAAGGCGCUAAUGCAAAUCUCGCAUUUCGAACAGAACAUUGAAACACGGACAAUAAAGUUCUUUGAGGUUUUAUUUGCUUUCAUAAGUUAAA
Molecule: messenger RNA, 5128 nt
Organism: Anopheles funestus (African malaria mosquito)
Lineage: Eukaryota; Metazoa; Arthropoda; Insecta; Diptera; Culicidae
Product: sodium-dependent serotonin transporter
Exons: 9
Coding region: 1161-3356 (731 amino acids)
Biological process (GO): serotonin uptake; sodium ion transmembrane transport
Cellular component (GO): neuron projection; membrane
Molecular function (GO): serotonin binding; serotonin:sodium:chloride symporter activity
Source: RefSeq, a predicted model, not a curated record